Sinocyclocheilus rhinocerous is the source of this 352-nucleotide messenger RNA. RefSeq names its product cholecystokinin receptor type A-like. Gene Ontology annotation, molecular function: G protein-coupled receptor activity. Gene Ontology annotation, biological process: G protein-coupled receptor signaling pathway. Lineage: Eukaryota; Metazoa; Chordata; Actinopteri; Cypriniformes; Cyprinidae. The transcript has 2 exons. The annotation marks the transcript as partial. Gene Ontology annotation, cellular component: plasma membrane. The record is from RefSeq and is a predicted model, not a curated record.
GGGGAAUCAAAUUUGAAAUGGCUAACAGGAAGUCAAACAGAGAGAAAGAAUACUGCACUUCCAAUCUGAAAAAUGGUAAUGGCUGCUACCUCCAACCCUUCAAGAGAAAGCGCCCCGAUCCCGUGACGCCCGGCUUCGUCAAUCCAAAAUCCAAACUGAGAAGGGUUUGCAGCAACAGCACUACAGCAAACCUCAAGGCCAAGAAACGGGUCAUUCGCAUGCUGCUGGUGAUCGUGGGGCUGUUUUUCCUCUGCUGGACGCCGAUCUUCGUUGUUAAUGCCUGGAGAGCCUUUAACAGACGUUCAGCCGAUCGUGUCCUCUCAGGAGCGCCGAUAUCCUUCAUCCACUUGCU